Rotaria sp. Silwood1 is the source of this 342-nucleotide messenger RNA. Lineage: Eukaryota; Metazoa; Rotifera; Eurotatoria; Philodinida; Philodinidae. The record is from the annotation of a GenBank genome assembly.
AUGGCUUACCAAGCAUCUUUCAUACCAGAAGCAAGUGUUACCACCACCGAAACGGAAGAUGAAGAGAGUAUGGACACUUCACCUUCUCGUGAAGAUGUUUCAUCAUAUGCAAGUGUUGGAUUUGAGUUGCUACCACCAACAACACGUGUUCGAUCACAGCAACGAGCCGAAAGUGCAGCAAGUCAACUUUUCUUAACACCAGACAAAACAACAACAAAACAUUUUACAAAACAGCAUACAUUCCAAGUUAAAAAGAAAAACAGAAUAGAACCAAUCGAAAAGCCAACAUCACCACGGAGGGAUAUUCUUCCAUCUCAAGAAUAUCAAUAUCACAAUAUUUAG